ACCACCGCCAAGGGAGAAGUGGACAGACGCCUCCAGACCAUGACAUCCAUCAUAGUCAGCUACGCAGCAGAGAGGUUUGGCCUCAUUGAGAGCAAGAACCCCAUGACCAGAUUCACACUGAACCGCCGCGCUACUCAGAUCCAUAAACUGCGCCAAGAACUGCGGACUCUCAAGAAGCAGUACAAGGUUGCAGGUGAAGAGGAGAAACAACCCCUGGAAGAGCUUCGCAACAUCUUGAGGAGGAAGCUAAUGACGCUACGUCGUGCAGAAGGGCAUCGAAGGAGAAGAAAGGAGAGGGCAAGGAGUCGUGCUGCGUUCAUCUCCAACCCCUUCAACUUCACCAAGAAGCUGCUUGGUGAUAAGCGGAGUGGCGUCCUCAUGUGCUCAACGGCAGAGGCAAACACCUUUCUGCACAACAACCUCAGUGACCCAGACAGGGAUCAGGAGCUUGGACCACAGAGGACCCUCAUUAGCCCGCAAGCGCCGACAGUGGAGUUUGUGAUGAGGGAGCCCGGCUGGGCUGAAAUACAGGAGGUUGUGAAGGGAGCCAGAUCAGCAUCAGCCCCAGGCCCCAGCGGUGUUCCAUACACUGUGUACAAACGGUGUCCACAACUGCUGCGACAUCUCUGGAAGCUGUUGAGAGUGAUCUGGCGCAGGGGACAUGUGGCUGGCCAGUGGAGAUCUGCAGAGGGUGUGUGGAUCCCGAAGGAAGAGGACUCAAAGGACAUCAGUCAGUUUAGGACAAUCUCCCUGCUAAGCGUCGAAGGCAAGAUUUUCUUCAGUGUCUUGUCUCGACGACUAACUGAGUUCCUUCUGAAGAACAGUUAUAUUGACACCUCUGUUCAGAAGGGUGGGAUCCCUGGAGUGCCUGGAUGCCUGGAACAUACAGGAGUGGUAACACAACUCAUCAGAGAGGCUCGUGAAGGGAAAGGAGAUCUAACCGUACUGUGGCUGGACCUGGCCAAUGCGUACGGUUCCAUACCUCACAAGCUUGUCGAGGUUGCCCUCCUGCAACAUCACGUUCCCACCAAAGUCAUAGACCUUAUCCUGGACUAUUACAGCAACUUCAGGUUAAGAGUCACCGCUGGGUCAGGUACAUCGGACUGGCAUCGACUUGAGAAGGGCAUCAUAACAGGCUGCACAAUCUCAGUCAUCCUGUUUGCACUGGCAAUGAACAUGAUCGUCAAGUCAGCAGAGGUUGAGUGCAGGGGACCCCUGACAAAAUCCGGAGUACGUCAGCCUCCGAUAAGAGCGUUCAUGGACGACCUAACUGUCACUACCACAUCUGUCCCGGGCAGCAGAUGGAUUCUGCAAGGGCUAGAAAAGCUCAUCACAUGGGCAAGGAUGAGCUUUAAGCCUGCAAAAUCAAGAUCUCUGGUGCUCAAGAAGGGAAAGGUGACAGACAGGUACCUCUUCUCUCUUGAUGGAGCCACUAUCCCAUCCAUUACACAGCAGCCUGUCAAGAGCCUUGGGAAGCUCUUCGAUUGCAGCCUCAAAGACUCGUCUUCCAUUCAGAGGACCAGCAAAGAGCUUGAGGGAUGGCUGAGGUGUGUUGACAGAUCGGGCUUGCCAGGGAGAUUCAAGGCCUGGAUUUACCAGCAUUCCAUCCUGCCCCGCAUCCUCUGGCCUCUGCUAGUGUAUGCAGUACCCAUCACAACCGUAGAGGCCAUGGAGAGAAAGAUCAGCAGCUACUUGCGAAGAUGGCUUGGCCUACCCCGAAGCCUGAGCAGUGCUGCCCUGUACGGCAGUAGCAACACCCUGCAGCUUCCAUUCAGUGGACUCACUGAAGAGUUCAUGGUAACCAGAACUCGAGAAGCCCUGCAGUACAGAGAAUCCAGGGAUGUUAAGGUGGCAUCGGCUGGUAUCCAGGUGCGGACAGGGCGUAAAUGGAGGGCGGACAAGGCUCUGGAAGUGGCAGAGUCGCGACUGAGGCAGAAGGUACUGGUCGGUUCCAUAGCCUCAGGGCGCGCAGGCAUUGGCUACUUCCCAUCAACCAGGGUGGACAAGGUCCAGGGAAAAGAGCGGCAACACCUCAUCCAGCAGGAAGUGCGGGCAGGCGUGGAGGAAGAACGAGCCAGCAGGAUGGUGGGAAUGGGACAACAAGGAGCAUGGACUAGAUGGGAGAAUGUUCUACAACGGAAGAUCACAUGGCCUAACAUCUGGAGAGCAGACUCCCUUAACAUCAGAUUCCUAGUCCAAGCUGUCUACGAUGUCCUGCCCAGUCCAUCCAACCUCCAUGUCUGGGGCAAAGCUGAGACACCAUUCUGCCCCCUGUGUCCAGGACGGGGAUCCCUGGAACACCUACUCAGUAGCUGCCCUAAAGCCCUUGGUGAGGGGCGCUAUCGCUGGCGCCACGACCAGGUGCUGAAGGCGGUUGCUGAGAGUAUAGCCAAGGCCAUCAAUACCACCAAAGGCCACAGCAAGCCAAAGUUCAUCAGGUUCCACAGAGCGGGAGAAAAGCCCACUCCCCAAGCAGGGGCCAGGGCAGGUCUCCUCACCACUGCCACAGACUGGCAGCUGGAUGUGGACCUUGGCAAACAGCUGAAGAUCCCAGCCAGGAUAACAUCGACACGGCUCCGACCAGAUAUGAUCAUUGUUUCUGAUUCCACCAAGCAAUUGAUCAUUCUGGAACUCACAGUGCCCUGGGAAGAACGCAUGGAGGAGGCAAACGAGCGGAAGCGUGCCAAGUACCAGGAGCUGGUGGAGGAGUGCAGAAGCCAAGGCUGGAAGACCUGCUGUGAACCCCUGGAGGUGGGAUGCAGAGGAUUUGCAGGGCGGUCCCUCUGCAAAGUUCUCACCAUGCUGGGCCUCACCGGGGAGGCAAAGAGGAAGGCCAUUAGGUCUGCAACUGAAGCCGCAGAAAAAGCCACAAGAUGGCUUUGGAUCAAGAGGGCUGAUCCGUGGACAAAUGCUGCUGGGACACAGGCUGGAGUCUGAUCAACUCCAGUUGGGUCGCCUGGGGGAGGGUGUAUGAUGUUGAAAGACCCGAAACACCCAAUGAGCUCAGGAAUCACAUCACUGAUGAUGUGUCCCAGCGCAUCAGCAAGAUGUAUCUU
Messenger RNA from Engraulis encrasicolus (European anchovy), 3056 nucleotides. RefSeq lists its product as uncharacterized. Lineage: Eukaryota; Metazoa; Chordata; Actinopteri; Clupeiformes; Engraulidae. Gene Ontology annotation, molecular function: RNA-directed RNA polymerase activity. The transcript is spliced from 2 exons. The coding region runs from base 40 to 2937 and encodes 965 amino acids. Gene Ontology annotation, biological process: viral genome replication. The record is from RefSeq and is a predicted model, not a curated record.